AUGACGGACUUCACUACUCUCCCUGAAAGGGUCCUGCAUAUGAUAUUAUCAUAUCUCGACGGUUACUACCGUUGUGUCGAUCUUUGUGCGCUUUCUCAGGUCAAUCGUCGCUUUUAUGCGAUCGCCAGUAAGGAACUUGACCACCAUCUACGUCGUAUCCUUCGCACGGUAAGUCGGGAGUGGCCAUUUGAGGAUGGCCCGGAUAGAAUCGAGCUUACAGCUCUUGCGUGGGCUGCAGAGAAUGGGAAAGAAGAUUCCGUGAGAAGGUUGCUUAAAGCAAAAAUGCCAGUCCAUCUCGACAAAUUUCACGAUCGCCCAAUUGAUACUGCUAUCGAAGAUGGACACGCAAACAUCAUGAAAGCUUUCAUCGACUAUGGAGAGGAUAACGGCAUCAUAGCAGAUCAUAAAAGGAUCCAAAGUUUAUUAACGGAUGCCAUAUACCUUGGGCAUGAGUCUGUUGUUAGACUGUUGAUCGAUAAUGGACCUAGGUUAGACCCAGAAGCUUUCUCAGGGAGUCAGCCAUUGUCUCUUGCAACAGAAAAAGGUCAUGUGUCCGUGGUGAAACUACUCCUUGACAAUGGGUGUGAUCCACUCACACCUAACGGCAUUUCUUGGGAUCGUCGUCCGAGCUCCGCAUGGACGGUAGCUGUAAGUUCGAACUUGGAAAUUCUCCAGAUGUUCAUCGCGAACUUGAAUGGCGUAGAGGCCAUUUUUCCAGGUCCUCUGUCUGGUGUUUCUGAUGGUGAGGAGGUUGAUGAGGAAGUUGCACCAGCUGCGUGGCCCUUGGGAGCAGCACUAGCGCAUGAUAAAAUUGAACUUGUCAAAUUUCUCUAUGAUCACAGCCCUGAGUUCAAAGUGCCAUCUCCUUCAUGCUCUGGAUCUGUUCAUUGUUACAUGAAACCCGGCAAUUAUUAUUUUGAUGUUAGUCGCGCCAUCGGAGAAUACCCUCAAGCGCUUGACUUUCUGCUUGAGAGUCUUGAUCUAGACGCUGCUAUCGAUGGGAAGGACCUGCUGCCAAUUGAAUCAUUGAUGAAAGGUGCGGCAAAUGGAGGGAAUGAAUGUACGAUGAAACUUAUGCUGGAAAGCUGCCUCCAUAUUGCCGUUGAACAUGGCCAUAUCAAUAUUGUGAAUAUGUUACUCGAUUAUGGAGUAAAGCCAGGAGUCAACCCUCUUGAGGAGGCAAUCAGCAAAGGCUAUAUCGAUAUGUUGAAGUUGAUGUUCGAUCGAGUAACAGAUCCGGCCCCAGAUGAAGAUGUUGAUCUUUUGAGCUUCGCCGUCUCUGAGAUUUUCCCGUAUUUUGAAAGCAUAUCCACCCCUGGAAACAUGUCCAUCAUUCGACUUCUAGCGGAGCGUGAUAAGCCUGAACCUGAUUUGGAGAUGAAGCCAGAGCCAUGGUUUAUUUAUGUCAUGGCAGAUCUAGCUAAUCUCCCGACGGAGCUAGUGCCAAUAGUUCUAGCCAAUCUCAACGGCUAUCAUCGAUCCACCGAUCUCUGUGCGCUCUCUCAGACGAAUCGCCGCUUUUAUGCUAUUGUCACCGAAGAACUGAGCCGCCACCUGCGUGAUGUCUUUCCGCCAAACAUAGAUGACUUCGAGUACACCGUCCUACGAAAAUGCGCCCAACAUGGCAAAGAAGAAUGUGUCAAGAAGCUGCUCCGCGCAGGGAUUCGAGAGCUAAUAAGCCCCGCUGACUUCUUUCAAAUUCACCCAAUCAACAUGGCGGCCAGAAUGGGCCAUGCCAACCUCGUCAAAAAUGUUUUCCACCAUUGA
This is a messenger RNA of Penicillium waksmanii, 1767 nucleotides long. RefSeq names its product ankyrin. Lineage: Eukaryota; Fungi; Ascomycota; Eurotiomycetes; Eurotiales; Aspergillaceae. Gene Ontology annotation, molecular function: protein binding. The transcript has 3 exons. Bases 1 to 1767 code for a protein of 588 amino acids. The record is from RefSeq and is a predicted model, not a curated record.